GGCGAGCAGCUGACAGCGCCAUCCAUCCCAACCAUCUUCCGUUACACGUUCAAAACGCGUUCCAAAGCCCUCUCAAGCUCCAGGCCGAGCUUCCGAAUUCCACCAUGGGAGGAGAGUGCUGCAACCGCACCGUGCCAAUGUCGAAGCCGUCCGGCGAUUACCCGCAGCUGGCGGCUGGACCCGUUGGCAAGCAGAUCCACAGCAUCUACCAGAGCAGACUGAGGCAGUUCACCGACGGCGGACAGUACAGAGAGCAGAGCUUGAUUGGCAAGCUUGAUGAAGCCCGCGUCAAGGGCACCGACACCGCGCACGUCAAGCUCUCCGUCUACUCGCCGCCCAACCUCUCGCGCCCGCUCUUCAAAGAAGCCACGAGCCAUGAGUUCACGUCCACGCACGUCGGCGCCUCGUUCGGGCCCAGCUGGUCGACGCACUGGUUCAAGGUGCAGCUCACCGUGCCCAAGGACCUGCUGGGGAAGGAGCGCCUCGAGUUCCACUGGGACGCCGACAACGAGGGCCUCAUCUGGACCGAGCAUGGAGACACGGUGCACGGGCUGACUGGCGGCGGCGAGCGCGUCGAGUGGAUCUUGCCCGACGCGUUCCGCGAUGGCAAGGAGCACACAUUCUACAUCGAGAUGGCGUGCAACGGCAUGUUUGGCAAUGCGCCAGGCGGAGACUCGAUUCAGCCGCCCAAGCCAGACAGGUACUACACGCUGCACACGGCGGACAUUGUAGCCGUGAACCUCGAAGCGCGUGGGCUGUACUUUGAUUUCUGGGAGAUUGGCGAUGCGGCGAGAGAGUUCCCGCAGGACUCGCUCGAGGCCCAUGGCGCGCAGCAGGUCGCCAACCGCAUCAUCGACGCGUUUGUUGCCGGUGGUGGGAGCACGGAGAGCAUCAAGAAAGGCAGGGAGAUUGCACGCGAGUAUCUCGGCAACGUCGAUUCGCACAAGGUGUACGACGGCGACAAGGAGGCGCUUGUCACGGGCAUUGGGUACUGCCACAUCGAUACCUGCUGGCUGUGGCCUUUUGCAGAGACGAAGCGCAAGGUCAACCGCUCGUGGUCCAGCCAGUGCGACCUCAUCGAACGGUACCCCGAGCUACGUUUCUGUUGCUCGCAGGCGCAGCAGUACAAGUGGCUGGAGCAGGACUACCCCUCGACAUUUGACCGUGUCAAGAAGAAGGUCAAGGAGGGCAACUUCCAGCCGAUUGGAGGCAGUUGGGUUGAGCACGAUACCAACCUGCCUGGUGGCGAGUCGCUCAUCAGACAGUUUCUGUACGGACAGCGAUACUUCGAGAGCAGGUUCGGGCAGCGCUGCAAGACUUUCUGGCUUCCAGACACAUUUGGCUACUCGACGCAGCUGCCCCAGAUCUGUCGUCUUGCGGGCAUGACACGCUUCUUGACACAGAAGUUGAGUUGGAACAACAUCAACAACUUCCCUCACACCACCUUCAACUGGGUCGCCCUCGACAACAGCCAGGUCAUCUGUCACAUGCCGCCGUCCGAGACAUACACUGCAGAAGCCAAUUUCGGCGACGUCAAGCGCAGCGUCACAUCGCACAAGUCGCUCGACCAGGAUCAGACAUCACUGCUCGUCUUCGGCAAGGGCGAUGGUGGUGGUGGACCCACCUGGCAGCAUCUCGAGAAGCUGCGCCGCUGCCGCGGUAUCAGCGAGAAGACGAGCCUACUCCCACGUAUCAAGCUCGGCGACUCGGCCGACGACUUCUUCGACAAGCUGGAGAAGAAGGUUGAGAAUGGUACCGAGCUUGUUACCUGGUACGGUGAGCUGUAUUUCGAGCUUCACCGCGGAACCUACACGACGCAAGCGAACAACAAGCGCAACAACAGAAAGAGCGAGAUUCUGCUGAGGGAUGUCGAGUACCUUGCCACACUGGCCACGAUCAAGAAUGGCUUCGGCAAGAGCAGCGGAUACAGGUAUCCCAAGAAGGACAUCGAUGACAUGUGGGAGAAUGUGCUGCUGUGUCAAUUCCACGACUGCCUGCCCGGCAGCUCCAUCGAGAUGUGCUACGACGACUCCGAUAAGAUCUACGCUGAGGUCUUUGCGACCGGCGAGAGACUCUUGUCCGAAGCCUUGUCUGAGCUGGGCUUCGACGAUGAGAAGUCGCUCGGUGCUAACAGCAAGCUCUGCGCCCUCAACACCCUGCCCUGGAAGCGCAGCGAGAUUGUCAAGCUACCCAUGCCCCACACUCAUCAAUAUGGCCUUGCCCAUGGAGAUGCACUCAGCACCAUGUCCGUCCGUCCGCUUGCGUCCGCAUACUCUGCAGCAACCGCCUCCAUCUCGGAGACCAGCCCAGGUACUUUCGAGCUUCGCAACUCGCAGUACAGUGUCAAGGUCACUGAUGGUGCCAUCACUUCGCUUUACGAUCUAAAUGCCGAAAGGGAGCUGAUACCGAAGGGCAAGAAGGCUGCACAGCUGGUCAUCUUUGACGACAAGCCGCUCUACUGGCAAGCCUGGGACGUCGAAGUAUACCACCUCACCUCCCGCCAGGAGCUCUCGCCCAGCAAAGUGUACAUCUCCUCGUCCUCCAACGCCAAGGUAUCCCUCACCAUUGAGACCAAGAUCUCGGACAAGUCGUGGAUCACUACCACUCUCUCUUUGCCAGCCGCAAUCGGCAAUUCACCGAGCGCAAUCGAAAUCGAAGCCGAGAUCGAGUGGCACGAGACAAUGAAGUUCCUGAAGGUCGAAUUUCCAGUCGACAUCACCAACACCGAGGCAUCUUACGAGACGCAGUUCGGCAUCGUCCGCCGCCCCACCCACUACAACACGACCUGGGACAUGGCCAAGUUUGAGGUCUGCGUGCACAAAUGGGCCGAUCUGUCUGAAGCCACGUACGGCGUCUCGAUCCUCAACGACUCCAAGUACGGCUUUGCUGUUGCCGGCAACGUGAUGCGCUUGAGUCUACUCCGCGCGCCCAAGGCUCCAGACGCCCAUGCAGACAUGGGAAGGCACACUACCAAGUACGCCAUCUUCCCGCACGCCGGUCCACUCACCCACGCCACGGUCCGCAAAGCCUUCGAGUUCAACAACCCACUCCGCGUCAUCGGGCACAAGGCGCCCUCCGCCGCCGCCGACCUCGCGGGCGUAAGGGACGUGAAGCCCGGUGUUUUGAGCGCUUUCAAGAUCAUCGGUGCUGACAACCUCAUUCUCGACACUAUCAAGCGCGGCGAAGACGACGAGGAUGUUUCACGCGGCGAGCUGCCGGUCAAGAAGGGCCACUCUGUCAUCGUGAGGGUGUAUGAUGCGCUGGGUGGGCGCAGCAGGGCGGUGCUUACCUGGGGCAGCGUCAAGGUGAAUAGGGUUGUCAAGACAAACGCUCUGGAGGACGAGGAGGUGGAUCUGUCAGGCCAGAUGGUACACGUAGAGGGUGGGCAGGGCAAGGGUGUUGCGAUCGAGGUUAGAGCUUUUGAGGUCGCGACUUACAAGCUUGUGCUUGAGGAUUAGGGAGAUUGACAUGCGCGAGAGGGUGGAUACACGGUGUGGCCUGUCAUAUCGAGAACCAACAGAUAUGGAAGAAGGCAGUUGCUUCGCUUGUGGGAUUCUUAGUAAGCAGACGCGAAGCGUGUAGUUAUAUAUUGGCCACUGCGACUUCCAAAAUAACAUGCCUCCCACGACAAUACGCC
Molecule: messenger RNA, 3637 nt
Organism: Didymella exigua CBS 183.55
Lineage: Eukaryota; Fungi; Ascomycota; Dothideomycetes; Pleosporales; Didymellaceae
Product: glycoside hydrolase family 38 protein
Exons: 3
Coding region: 105-3458 (1117 amino acids)
Biological process (GO): oligosaccharide catabolic process; mannose metabolic process
Cellular component (GO): fungal-type vacuole membrane
Molecular function (GO): alpha-mannosidase activity; carbohydrate binding
Source: RefSeq, a predicted model, not a curated record